Messenger RNA from Nerophis lumbriciformis (worm pipefish), 1284 nucleotides. NCBI's taxonomy places the organism in Eukaryota, Metazoa, Chordata, Actinopteri, Syngnathiformes, Syngnathidae. The record is from RefSeq and is a predicted model, not a curated record.
AUGGAACAAUCGGGGCUGCUGAAUUGUUCUUCAUAUUGUGCUCUUUCUGCCUUCACCAACGUCUCCCCUGAGGUGUUCACGCAGAGCGUCCCCUUCCAGGGGAGCAGCACCCUGCUGACGGCGGUCAUCUACAUCACCGUCUUCCUCGUAGGUCUGGCCGGCAACAGUCUGGUCAUCUACGUGGUGCUGCGCCACGCCAAAAUGAAAACGGUGACCAACAUUUACAUUCUCAACUUAGCGAUCGCCGACGAGCUCUACAUUAUCGGGCUGCCUUUCCUCACGACACAGAAUGUGCUCUCUUACUGGCCCUUCGGAUCCAUCCUGUGCCGGCUCGUCAUGACCGCAGACUCCAUGAAUCAGUUCACGUCCAUUUUCUGCCUCACUGUCAUGUCCAUUGACCGCUACCUUGCCGUGGUGCACCCGAUCCGUAGUUCUAAGUGGAGGCACACACGCGUGGCCAAAGCGGUCAGCGCAGCAGUGUGGGCUGUGUCAUUUGUGGUGGUCCUGCCUGUGGUCAUCUUCUCGGACGUGCAGGACACAUUUAACUCAUGCAACAUGAUCUGGCCAGAACCAACAGAUGUAUGGUCAACAGCCUUCAUUCUCUACACCUCUACAUUAGGCUUCUUUGGACCUGUGCUCAUCAUCUGCCUCUGCUAUCUGCUGAUAGUAAUUAAGGUGAAGUCCUCGGGAGAGCGUGCAGGCCUCACCUCACGACGGCGUUCAGAGCGUAAAGUGACUCGGAUGGUUGUGGUUAUCGUGGUGGUGUUCGUCCUCUGCUGGCUGCCGUUUUUCAUCAUCAACAUCAUCAACCUUGUAGUCAUCAUCCCAGAGUCUAGCGCAACUGCAGGAAUAUACUUCUUCGCAGUCAUCUUGUCAUACGCCAACUCCUGUGCCAACCCUCUGCUCUACGGUUUCCUCUGUGACAACUUCAAACAGAGCUUUAGAAAAGUGCUGUGUGUAAAGACCAUAAGGUGCAAAGCCAAUGGUGUGGAUGAAGCUGACCCUAGUGCUCGUCGUACAGGGAGGUCAAUGCCAACUGAGGUUGCCCCUCAAAGUCAGGUGUCCCACCAUCCCCAGAGCAGCCAGAUUUCUCCUCAGCCUUCAUGCUUACAGAUUUCUCAUACCGCCGCUGAUUUGCACUUCUGUGUCUCGGCAUGCAAUCGGUCAUCCUCGACAGACCUGCAAUUCCCCAGAACCACUGCAACAAUUACAGCAUCCUCCAUGAGCUCUGUGGCAGAAAUUUCCACAAUUUCCACAGUAACUAGAGUGCCUGCUGUCUCUUAG